Messenger RNA from Gracilinanus agilis (Agile Gracile Mouse Opossum), 4059 nucleotides. RefSeq names its product rho-associated protein kinase 1-like. Gene Ontology annotation, cellular component: cytoskeleton; cytoplasm. The record is from RefSeq and is a predicted model, not a curated record. The transcript has a single exon. Gene Ontology annotation, molecular function: ATP binding; small GTPase binding; Rho-dependent protein serine/threonine kinase activity. NCBI's taxonomy places the organism in Eukaryota, Metazoa, Chordata, Mammalia, Didelphimorphia, Didelphidae. The coding region runs from base 1 to 4059 and encodes 1352 amino acids. Gene Ontology annotation, biological process: actomyosin structure organization; peptidyl-threonine phosphorylation; Rho protein signal transduction.
AUGUCGACUGGGUAUAGUUUUGAGACUCGGUUUGAGAAAAUGGACAACCUGCUGUGGAACCCGAAGUCGGAAGUGAAUUCGGAUUGUUUGCUAGACGGAUUGGAUGCUUUGGUAUGUGAUCUGGAUUUUCCAGCACUAAGGAAAAACAAAAAUAUUGACAACUUUUUAAGCAAAUAUAAAGACACAAUAAGUAAAAUUAGAGAUUUGCGUAUGAAAGUUGAAGAUUAUGAAGUAGUAAAACUGAUUGGUAGAGGAGCAUUUGGAGAAAUACAAUUGGUGAGACAUAAAUCCACCAAGAAGGUGUAUGCUAUGAAGGUGCUCAGUAAAUUCAGGAUGAUUAAGAGAUCGGAUUCUGCUUUUUUCUGGGAAGAACGAGACAUUAUGGCUUUUGCUAACAGCCCCUGGGUGGUUCAAUUAUAUUAUGCAUUCCAAGAUGAUAGAUAUCUCUAUAUGGUAAUGGAAUAUAUGCCUGGUGGAGAUCUUGUUAAUUUAAUGAACAACUAUUAUGUGCCUGAAAAAUGGGCCCGCUUUUAUACUGCAGAAUUAAUUCUUGCUUUGGAUGCAAUUCAUUCUAUGGGCUUUAUUCAUAGAGAUGUGAAGCCUGAGAACAUGCUCCUGGAUAAAUCUGGUCACUUGAAGCUAGCUGAUUUUGGUACUUGUAUGAAGAUGGAUGAGGAAGGCAUGGUACGAUGUGAUAAAGCAGUUGGAACACCUGAUUAUAUUUCUCCAGAAGUAUUACAGUCCCAAUGUGGUCAUGCCUAUUAUGGGCGAGAAUGUGACUGGUGGUCAGUUGGAGUAUUUUUAUAUGAAAUGCUUGUAGGUUAUGCACCUUUUUAUGCAGAUUCACUGGUUGGGAUAUAUAAGAAGAUUAUGAAACAUAAAAAUUCUCUUACCUUCCCUGUUAAUUAUGACAUUUCAAAAGAAGCGAAAAAUCUUAUUCGUGCCCUCCUUACCGAUAGGAAAGUGAGAUUAGGACGAAAUGGUGUGGAAGAAAUCAAAGGACAUCUCUUCUUCAAAGAUGAUCAGUGGGCUUGGGAAACUCUUCGAGAUACUGUUGCACCUGUUGUACCUGAUCUCAGUAGUGACAUUGAUACUAAUAAUUUUGAUGACUUAGAACAACACAAUAGAGAUGAAGAAACAUUCCCUAUUCCACAAGCUUUCGUUGGCAAUCAACUACCUUUUGUAGGAUUUACAUAUAGCAAUCAUAGAUAUUUAUCAGUAUCUUCAGUAAAUCCUAAUGAUGAUAGAACUGCUGCCAAUGAAGAUAAAAGCUUGGAAAGUUUGCAAAACAUAAUCUAUAAGCUGGAAGGACAACUGCAUAAUGAAAAACAGUUAAAAGAUGAAAUGGAGCAAAAAUUCAGAACUUCAAAAACAAAGCUAGAUAAGACAAUGAAAGAACUGGAUGAAGAGAGAAAUCAAAGAAAAAAUUUAGAAUCCACAGUAUCUCAAAUUAAGAAAGAGAAAAUGUUGCUGCAACACAGAGUUAAUGAGUACCAAAGAAAAAUAGAACAGGAGAAUGAGAAAAGACGAAAUGUUGAAAAUGAGGUUUCUACAUUAAAAGAUCAACUGGAUGGCUUGAAGAAAAUUCGUUGGAAUUUUCAGCUUACAAAUGAGAAAAUGGCACAGUUACAGAAACAACUAGAAGAUGCCAAUGACUUACUGAAAACAAAAUCGGACACAGCAGUAAGACUAAGGAAUAACCACACAGAACUGAGCAAAUCAGUAAGUCAGUUAGAGUCCCUGAACAGAGAAUUGCAGAAGCGAAACCGAAUUUUAGAGACAACCAAGUUACAAGUGGACCAGGAUUAUUACCAGCUACAGGCUACCUUAGAAGCUGAACGAAGAGACCGAAGUCAUGGAUCCGAGAUGAUUGGAGAUCUCCAAGCUCGAAUUACUUCUCUGCAGGAAGAAGUGAAAUACCUCAACCAUAACCUUGAACGAGUGGAGGGGGAAAGGAAAGUGGCUCAAGCUAUGCUUAAUCAUUCAGAAAAGGAAAAGAAUAAUUUGGAAAUAGAUUUAAACUACAAGCUAAAAUCAUUACAACAAAGGUUAGAACAAGAAGUAAAUGAGCAUAAAGUAACUAAAGCCUGUUUAACUGACAAAUAUCAGUCUACUAAAGAGGCAAGAUCAGUUGCAAUAUGGGAAAUGAAAAAGAAACUGAAGGAAGAGAGGGCAGCACGAGAGAAAGCUGAAAAUAGAGGAGUUCAAGUUGAAAAGCAAUGUUCCAUGCUAGAUGUCGACUUGAAACAGUCACAGCAAGAACUGGAACAUUUGACUGAACACAAAGAAAGGAUAGAGGAUAAAGUUAAGAAUUUAACACUGCAGCUAGAGCAAGAAUCAAAUAAGCGGUUACUGAUACAGAAUGAAUUGAAAACUCAGGCUUUUGAGAAGAACAAUCUGAAAAUGUUAGAAAAGCAAAUGAAACAAGAGAUCAACAUGUUGUUGGAAGCAAAGAGAUCAUUGGAAUUUGAACUAGUUCAACUCACAAAACAAUAUCAUGGAAAUGAAGGACAGAUGCAGGAACUACAGGAUCAACUUGAAGCUGAACAAUACUUUUCAACAUUUUAUAAAACUCAGGUAAAGAAACUUAAAGAAGACAUUGAAGAAAAAAAUCAAGAAAAUCUAAAGAAAAUACAGGAACUGCAAAAUGAAAAAAAAACACUUACUGCACAGUUAAACCUUGCAGAAACAAAAGCUGAAUCAGAAAAAUUGGCUCAAUGCCUUCUGGAAGAACAAUAUUUUGAAUUGAUGCAAGAGUGUAAGAAAGCAGCUUCACAAAAUAAACAAGAAAUUACAGAUAAAGAUCAUACCAUUGGUUGGUUAGAAGAAAUUAAAACCACAUUAACCAAAGAUAUUGAAAUACUAAAAAAAGAAAAUAAAGAGUUGGGUGACAAAAUGAGGAAGGAACAAGAAGAUUAUAAAUUGAAGAAAGAAGAAGAGAUGAAUAAUAUAAAAACUUCUUUUGAAAAUAAUAUUAAUACUGAAAGAAUCCUAAAAACACAGGCUAUUAACAAGUUGGUGGAAAUAAUGAAUCACAAAGAUUUAAAAAUUGAUAGAAAGAAAGCUAAAACACAAGAUUUAAGAAAGAAGGAAAAGGAAAACAGAAAGCUAAAACUGGAACUCACCCAAGAAAGAGAGAAAUUCAUUGAGACAGUAGUGAAACACCAGAAGGAACUCAACGAAAUGCAAGUGCGAUUGGUUGAAGAAUGCAAAUACAGGAAUGAACUUCAGAUGCAGCUGGCUAGUAAAGAGAAUGACACAGAGCAGUUGGGUGCAAAACUUUCGGACCUUUCAGAUUCUACCAGUGUUCAUAGCUUUCCUAGAGCUGAUGAAACUAAUGGAAACCUUCCAGAAUCAACUGAAGGCUGGUUAUCAGUCCCAAACAGAGGAGAUAUAAAACGAUAUGGCUGGAAGAAACAGUAUGUUGUUGCGAGCAGCAAAAAAAUUUUGUUCUAUAAUGAUGAACAGGAUAAGGAACAGUCAAAUCCAUCUAUGGUACUGGACAUAGACAAAUUAUUCCAUGUUCGACCUGUAACCCAAGGUGAUGUGAAUAAAAUAGAAACUGAAGAAAUCUCAAAGAUAUUCCAGAUCCUAUAUGCAAAUGAAGGUGAAUGUAGAAAAGAUUUGGAGAUGGAACCAGUACAAGAAGCUGAGAAGACUAAUUUUCAGAAUCACAAAGGCCAUGAAUUUAUUCCUAGACUCUAUCACUUUCCAGCCAACUGUGAUGCUUGUACCAAACCUCUCUGGCAUGUUUUUAAGCCACUCCCUGCCCUUGAAUGUCGAAAAUGUCAUGUCAAAUGCCACAAAGAUCACUUAGACAAAAAAGACUUCAUUUCUCCUUGCGAAGUGAGUUAUGAUGUAACAUCAGCAAGAGAUAUGUUGCUGUUAGCUUGUUCUCAGGAUGAACAGAAGAAGUGGGUGACCCAUUUAAUAAAGAAGAUCUCGAAGAAUCCACCCUCCAGUUUUGUUCAUGCAUCCCCUGGAACACUUUCUACCAAAUCUAGUGCAAAUAAGUUUUUCCAAAAAGUUAUCAAAAAUACAUCUGGAAAAACUAGCUAA